CAAUAAUGGCGGAUGGACUGGAAGGCACAGCUCGUGAAGAAACAACGACUUUAAGCAAGAAAAUAUCAAAACGAAGCCUCAAAAGACUACAAACUGAAGCUGCUUCAAAGUUGAAAUGCAAAUUAUGUCCCAACAAGAAAUUUAGCUCUCUGAAAAUGUAUGAUGACCAUAUGAUAUCGAAAAAGCACAGAAAAAAUGAAUUACGGAAAGAUACUGUGGGGGUUUGGGUUUGCCAGGCCUGUGAUCUAGUGCUGAGCUCACAGUCAGAGUGGGGAAAGCAUCUCUGUGGUCGUAGGCAUCAUGAAAAACUCAAGGAGUGGAGUGUAACACUGUUUCCAACUACUUAUCCAAUCACGGAACGAGAGAUAGAUCUCCUGGAUGACUCUCAUUAUGAAGAAAUAGAAGAUGAAUAGUGGAUUGGUGAAUUAAUAACUAGCAGAGUUCAAAACUCAGAUGCAAGAAGAUCGAGUGAACUCGUCAGUCUCAAGAUUGAAAUUUUAAUUCCCCUUACUUAUUAUGAGAAAUUUGGUUUCAAUAUGUAAGGAGAAGUAUGGUAUUGAUCGUUCUUGGAGAUGCUGGUGAUGGAUUGUACGUUUGGGUUGCGACGAAGUUGCGUUGAAAACAAAACGGAAGGAACGAGGACGACCGCGAAGCUAGAUUCCAAAUGGAGAAAAAAAGAACAGUUCUUUCCUGGAAGUGGUGGCACUGAGCACUGAGCGAGGGAUAGACUGUAUUUUGAAGCUGCUCUUGUUAGAACUCAAAUUGCUACCAUAAACUGAAAGAUGAAACAGAAACUGAAAUAGACAUGUAAAUAAAAAAAUAAAUUUAGUUCGAAAGUAGUUUGCGAUUAGUAUGAUCUAUGGCGUCACGCUGUCAAACUUCCUCCCAUAGGUCCGGUUAUGUGGAAGUAUGCUUAAAUUGACAAAUAUAGUUAAAUCAUUGCACUGAUCUCUGUUUCCGAUGUUUUCUGUACCCGAGAGGCGAACUCGAUAUCUUCGGAGUGAUUAUCAACUUCGACCCAGGCAGUGAUAUAAAUAUCCAAAGUCACGAAAUAAU
This is a messenger RNA of Orbicella faveolata, 1056 nucleotides long. RefSeq lists its product as uncharacterized. Gene Ontology annotation, molecular function: zinc ion binding; nucleic acid binding. The record is from RefSeq and is a predicted model, not a curated record. Lineage: Eukaryota; Metazoa; Cnidaria; Anthozoa; Scleractinia; Merulinidae.